AUGGAGAGUGUGACAGAGACCCCAUGUGACAGAGAGCAGCAUUCCUGGGUGCUGAACCAGCUGAUCCACCAUGUCACCCUGAGGGGCCUCUACUCCCUGAGCUGCACACAGGAGGUGGUCGAAGAGCUGGCGGAUGGCUUCGGGUACUCCAUCUCCCUGGACAGGGACCAGCUGCACCGCACCAUCAUCAAUAACCAGGGCUGCUCUGAGUGCUAUCUAUUUCCUGCUGGGAACCUGGCUGGGCCAAGGGCAGGAUUGCAGGGAGCCCCUGUUGGACCCUGCAGCUGGCCACUCUGCACGCCAGCUUUGGUGGCUCCCACGUGGAGGGCCAUGCCUACCUUCUGCCAGGCCACCUGGAGCAUCUCAAGGCCAUUGAGGCCGAAUGGAAAGGUGAGGGGACUGGAGCCAGAGCCAGUGCUAGCCCCUGGGCUGGAGCCAGCUGCACCUCCAGUCUCACCACGUGUGGUAGAGCUGGAGCCAGCAGCCCCUGAGUCGGCCACUCCAGGACCAGAGCAAGGGCCACCAUUAAAGGCAGCCCCAGAGCCCAGCUGCCCCUGGGCCGUGACCACCGAGGACCAGCUGCGGGAGGAGAAGCCGAACAUCUUGGUCUUCCCUCCCCAGCUGGUGGCAGAGCAGCUGACGAGGAUGGCUGCGGAGCUGUUCAAGACGUUGGUGCCCGCCCACUGCCUCGGCUCCAUCUGGUCUGAGCGCGACAACAGGGAACGCAAGUCCCUGGCACCCACCGUCCGUGACACUGUGAUGCACGACAACACCGUGGCCAAUCGCAUCCUCGUCACCUGCCUUGGGGAAGCGAGCAUGACAGCGCAGGACAGGGCCAGGGUGGUUGAGCUGUGGAUCAGGGUGGCUGAGGAGUGCCGAGGCCUCGGGAACUUCUGUUCCCUCCACACAAUCCUUUCUGCCCUGCAGAGCCCUGCCAUUGCCCGUCUCCAAGACACCUGGGGACAAGUUUCCAGGGAGAGUUCUCGAACCUGGAAGAAGUGGGUCAGGAGAGAGAAACGCGUGAGCAGGGAGCUGCUGGUGCAGGAGGCGACCUCCGUGUUAAAGACUGCAGAGAGGGCCCGCCAGGGAGCCCAGGAGAGGCAGCGGCAGCAGGGUGUCGUCCCCUCCCUGGUGAGGUUCUUCCGUUCCCUGGAGCUGCUGGACGCUACGAUGGAGGAUUAUGUGGAGGGCAAUGUGCUCAACUGUCGGAAAUGGAACGAGCAAUUCAAACUGAUGGAGGAGAUCGAGCUGCUCCAGGAGGCUGCAAAUCUGUACACCGUGCAGCCUGACGAGCACUUUGGGGUCUGGUUCCAGGCCGUGGAGCCCCUGAGCAAGGAGGAGAGCUACAGCCUGUCCUGCCAGCUGGAGCCCCGAUACCACUGGGCCAGAAAGAUUCGACUCUUCUUCAAAGACAAGAAGAACCGCUCAGGGAAGAGUGAGCGUCCAGACCGGCAGUGGCUGAAUCCACAGGCUCAGGAAACAUUCAGGCUGAGCGUGGGCCUGGGGAGGCAGACAGCUGGCCCUGGGUUCCAACUCCACUGCUGAGCAGUCCCGUCCUGGGCGAUCGCACUCACGUUUCUGGGACUGGUUUCCUCUUCUGUGAAAUGGGUGACGCUAAAUAUCAGCCCCUGUGUCAGGGACAGAUGGGGUGCUGUUAGCUGUCUGAGGACUCAGGACAGGGCUGGAGCACAGAGCAUGGUGGGGGCAUGGAGGAGGUGUGCACUGUGGUUCCAGGGCAGGCCCCUCAGGAAAUGCCUGUCUUUCUCCAGACAUCAGACCCCCAACCAAGGGCCCUGUGGAGGUGGUCGAUGACCCUCGUGAGACCAGCUGAGCUACAGUGGGGACACAGCAGGGACACUCAGGGUACACAGGGCCACCUCCUCUGAUUCUGACGAGAACUUUGUGAUCCGUUUCCUGGGGUCCCCUGGAGGCCACAACGGAAGGCACCAACCCCUCUUCUCCCACCCCCUUUUCCCCAGUACCUAUUUCCCUAUUUGGAGGGGCCAUAUUUUGUUGUCAAUGGUAAAUGCUCCGUUUGAGUAUUAUAUUAAAUUCUUGCUUCUUUC
Equus caballus (horse) is the source of this 2066-nucleotide messenger RNA. NCBI's taxonomy places the organism in Eukaryota, Metazoa, Chordata, Mammalia, Perissodactyla, Equidae. The record is from RefSeq and is a predicted model, not a curated record.